GUUGUGUUGGAACCUCAGAGGUUGGAAGGUAUCCGGUGAGGCAGAGGCAUACAUACAGUCUUUUUUAUACUAACUUGCCUUAUUGUAUAUUUGAAAUCAGCAUUCGUAUAAAUCCUACGGACCACAUAACAGGAUAAUUACAAAGAGGAUGAUGAAUCCUCAUUGGCUGCUGCUGCUGUCACUCUCGUUGGAGGUGAUGGCGGGACCCAUUAAACCCAACCCUAAUCAGCAGGAGGUCCCUCCCCCUAAGGAGGAGAUACAAGAUGAGAACGCGGACACAGGGUUGUAUUAUGACCGGUAUCUGAGGGAGGUCAUUGAGGUGCUGGAGACAGAUCCUCACUUUAGAGAGAAGCUGCAGACAGCCAACACUGAAGACAUUAAAAGUGGACGUCUGAGUAAAGAACUGGACCUGGUUGGCCACCAUGUCAGAACAAGGCUGGAUGAACUGAAGAGACAGGAAGUGUCACGCCUAAGAAUGCUGCUUAAAGCCAAAAUGGACAGCACCAACACCCAGAGUGUGCAAAUGGAUCACGUCUCACUUCUUAAACAGUUUGAACACUUGGACCCUCACAACCAGAAUACGUUUGAGGCCAAAGACCUGGAGCUUCUCAUUGCUACGGCCACCAAAGACCUGGAGAACUAUGAUGCGGAGCGGCACGAGGAGUUCAAACGCUACGAAAUGCUGAAGGAACAUGAGAGGAGGGAGUACCUGAAGGGCCUGGACCAGGAGAAGAGGGACACGGAGGAGAAGAGGUUGGAGGAGCUGAAGGAGAAACACCGGCAGCAUCCCAAAGUGAAUGCCCCGGGCAGUGUUGCUCAGUUACGUGAGGUGUGGGAGGAAACCGACGGUUUAGAUCCACAGGAGUUUAACCCCAAAACCUUUUUCAAACUGCACGAUACCAAUGGAGAUGGCCUGUUGGACGAGCAGGAGCUUGAGGCUCUCUUCACCAAAGAGCUGGAGAAGGUGUACGACCCAAAGAAUGAAGAAGAUGACAUGAUGGAGAUGGAGGAGGAGAGGCUGAGAAUGAGGGAGCAUGUCAUGAAAAAUGUGGACCUCGAUCAUGACCGUGUUGUCAGCAUGGAUGAGUUUCUGAGGUCGACCGAGAAGAAAGAAUUUAACAACGCCAAAGAAUGGCAGACCCUGGACGACACGAGGCCUGUGUACUCAGAGGAGGAACUUCAGCGCUUUGAGGUGGAGCUCCGUGAUAAGGAAGCGGAGCUCGGCAGGAAGGCGGAGAGUCUGAGGCAGGAGCAGGAUCUAUUGCAGGAGAGGGGCAAAGCUCUGGAGGCCCAGAAGAGGGAGUACCAGCAGGCCGUUAAGGAAAUGGCACAGAGACAGAAACAGCAGCAGGAAGUGAAGGAGCAGCCUCCUCCGUCGGGUCCUAAUGGAGAGCUGCUGUUUCAGCAGGGGAUAAACCAGCUCCAGCAGGAUGAGCCAGUUGGGAAAGUCCCUGUUGAGAAUGAUGCCGAGAUCCGGAGCAGUCUCCCAGCCGAGCCACCACAGAACCUCCCGCAUCACACGUCUUAACGCCGGCCCCGUCAGAACCUGCUCCGCACUCCACAUAUCUCAACGAGAGAGCCCCCCCCCCCCCCCCCCGCACACUGUCCUAACGCCCCAUUUCUUCAGACUUCCUCUCCCCGACACUCAUCCUCAUAUUUUGGCGGCUGCUGCUUUCCUGCAGAAGUCACACAAUGUGCCAACAGGUUUCAGCUGUUCACGCUUGACGCUUCCUUAAGCACCCUAUUCAAGUGAGGUCUUACAUGCACUGGUUUUGGUAAGAUGUUCGAAUAGCCUCUCCUUCGUCAUGCCUCAACACGGUGUCUUAAGAGUUUCCACACACAC
Messenger RNA from Clupea harengus (Atlantic herring), 1843 nucleotides. RefSeq names its product nucleobindin 1 (gene nucb1). NCBI's taxonomy places the organism in Eukaryota, Metazoa, Chordata, Actinopteri, Clupeiformes, Clupeidae. The record is from RefSeq and is a predicted model, not a curated record. Gene Ontology annotation, cellular component: extracellular exosome; endoplasmic reticulum-Golgi intermediate compartment. Gene Ontology annotation, molecular function: calcium ion binding.